Molecule: messenger RNA, 1371 nt
Organism: Drosophila busckii
Lineage: Eukaryota; Metazoa; Arthropoda; Insecta; Diptera; Drosophilidae
Gene: Dlish
Product: SH3 domain-containing protein Dlish
Exons: 3
Coding region: 175-1314 (379 amino acids)
Molecular function (GO): protein binding
Source: RefSeq, a predicted model, not a curated record
CCCGCCAAGUUAUCGAUAUAUGCUAAGCGUUGAACAACACUUGUUGCUGAGCACCACUUAACACUUGUUGCUCGUGCUGCACUCUUUGUUGUUAUUCGAAACAAAACGUUAGCAAGUGUUUAUUUAUUGUUUACAAAGGCAUUUAAACAAAUCCAAAAAGCAUAAACUUUAGCUAUGGCUUUUCUGUGCCCAGUGCGCAUGCGCCGCGAUAAAAAGAAAGCUUCCAAUGUAGAAAGAGACUUAGCGCCCGUGGGCAUGAUGGGGCGCAUAACAGGCAGCUCCAGCAUAGAAACACUAGUGCGCGUGGGCAUAGAAAAAGAACAUGGAUUAAGUCCUGAUUCCAAAAUGGUUGUACUUCACGACUUUACGCCCUGUGUAGACGAUGAGCUGGAGGUGAAGCGUGGCCAACUGGUUAACGUGCUUUAUCGUGAAAACGAUUGGGUCUAUGUGAUUGGUCACGAUUCACGCCAGGAAGGCUUCAUACCCUACUCUUAUUGUGCACCCUGCAAUACACAGCUAGCGGACAUGGCUGUUAAGAAAAAGCUGCCACGCGAACAAACCGAACCGUUGCUACACGAUGAGAAUGUACCGCUGCUGGGCGUGGACAACAAGAUGGAUGUUUUGGGUGAUGAAACCCUGGCGCUCAGCAAGGCCGCUUCAACUAACAAUCUAGAGAACAGUCUGCAUGUGAGCUUGCCAGAGUGCGCAGCAUUUAUCAAGGAACCCUCUGGACGUUGUAUUGUGCUCUAUACGUUUAUAGCGCGUGACGAAAACGAUUUGUCCGUGGAGCGCGGUGAAUUUGUCACUGUUUUAAAUCGUGAAGAUCCUGACUGGUCUUGGAUCCUACGUAGCGAUGGACAGGAGGGCUUUGUGCCCGCUAAUUUUAUUUAUCCAGCCGAUAGCGUUCGAGUGCUGCAACAGCAAAAGGCCGCAGCAACAGCGUCAGCAACGGCGCCUCUAAAUGAGAGCAAUAUGCAGCAGCACGCAAAUCUCAGUAUGGAGAACAUGCUGCAACAGCAACAAGGUCAACAACAACAAGCACAGCAGCAGCAGCAGCAACAGCAACAACAACAACAGCAGCAAUUGGGUUUGGGUACUGAUGAGUUGCGUUAUCAUGGCACCGAGUUGGUCAUGCUUUAUGAUUAUAAGGCGCAGGCGCCGGAUGAUCUGUCUGUGCGUCGCGGCGAUUGGAUAUAUGCUGAUCUUAACAAUCAGACCGUAGAUGGUUGGCUCUGGGCCUAUGCGCCUAAGACACGCAAAUAUGGUUUCAUACCGAAGGCCUAUGCACGACCACCGGCCAUGACGAGUCUCUAGAAGACAGGUUUAGUUUAGAAAAAGAUAAGUUAAGCAAGUAUAAUAUUAUAUGUAUAU